UUUUCAAUGGGAGCCGCUCUCCGCACACAUUCCUCCACUGGCUCCGCCUUCCAAGCAAACCGCUCACGUGACACGCAGCCAGCCAAUCAGAGGCAGCCUGGAAAGCAGCUCCUCUGCUCGGACCUUCGCUCCUGCCGCUGCCGAGUCCCACACUCAGCGGCGAGGGGGAGGAGGAGGUACAGGCUUGUUUUGAUGAAACUUUACUCAGUUUUUUUUUUUUUCCUCUAUUAAUUUACGACAAUUUCCCAGGAUGAUGAAGGUUUUUAGUGAAUGUUUAGUUCGCAGCGGCGGGCUUCCCAGUCGGAGGAGAACUGAACUUUUGGAGGGACUCGCGGAGGAGCGGAGCGGCUUUACAGGCACCAAGCAACGGGCUGACCUAUGCUAAGCUAACCCGCUAACCAGAACUCUGGAAUGCCGUCGGAAUUCACGUUUAAAGUCCACAAAUGACCUUGGGAAGUGAACUUUUUAUUAGUCGGUUAUUACAGAGACUUUACCGUAAAGUGGGACCGCCGUCCCGCGGAGGCUCGGUCGGUGUGUUCGGGGGCAGGUGCACCUCCUCCUCCUCCUCCUCCUGCGGCACCUGUGGAGGCUCUGAAACUUUACAUAAAAGUUAAGUUUAGCGUCAUUGUCUUAAGGUAAAACCAAUUCAUGGAGUUUUUUUUAGUCUUUUUUUAAUAGAAGUAAAUAAUUAAAUGUAUUGUUUAGCGACUUUCUGCUAAUAAAGUCGCGUGAGCUGCUAAAAGCAUUUUGGCUAGCCAGCAUCCUCGCUAGCUGCACGCUGACCCCCACACCGACGGACGACCUGGAUUCUGGCUCUCUCCCGGGGGGGUUUGGACAGUUUAAGUACGUAAAAAACAAUAAUUAUAAACUUUUAAUCACUUUUAAAGUGCACUUUUUAUCCCAGUUUAGUUCUCAAAGCUCUGCACCAUAUGGUGCCGCUACGGCCACCGAGAAAUGGAUGUCUCGCAGGCCGCUUUCCCAAACGGUGAGGGGCGGCCGGGCGGCGGUGGGACGGGGGAGAAUGUUUGGACGGAGUCCGCCACGGUCCGGCAGUGGGCCCACUCCGCCCCGAUAUGCCCGACUCGAUCUCUGUGGACAGCCGCGUACGACUACGAGGCAAGCGGCGAGGACGAGCUCAGCCUCCGGAGGGGGGACGUGGUGGAGGUGCUGUCCAAAGACGCCGCGAUCUCCGGGGACGAGGGGUGGUGGACGGGGAAGAUCAACCACCGGGUCGGGAUCUUCCCGUCCAACUAUGUCACCUACCAGCCCGCUAUUUACCGGCUCCCCGCGGGAGGCGGGUCGGUGGCGGGGCAGGAGCAAGCCCCCAGCCCUCCCGUCCGGAUCCCCUUCAGCGAGCUGACCCUGGAGGAGAUCAUAGGUGUGGGGGGAUUUGGCAAAGUCUACCGGGGGACGUGGAAGGAUCAGGAGGUCGCGGUGAAAGCGGCCCGGCAUGACCCAGACGAGGACAUAACGGCCACCUCCGCCAGCGUGAAGCAAGAGGCGAAGCUCUUCUCCAUGCUGCAGCACGCCAACAUCAUCAAGCUGGAGGGGGUGUGCUUGGAGGAGCCCAACCUGUGCCUGGUCAUGGAGUACGCCCGCGGGGGGACCCUGAACCGGGCGCUGACCGGGAGGCGUAUCCCUCCGCACAUCCUGGUCAACUGGGCCGUGCAGAUCGCGAGGGGGAUGCACUAUCUGCACGAGGAGGCCGUGGUGCCCAUCAUCCACCGUGACCUGAAGUCCAGCAACAUUUUGUUACUUGAAAAAAUUGAGAACGACGACAUCGGGAGGAAGACCCUGAAGAUCACAGACUUCGGCUUGGCGAGGGAGUGGCACAAAACCACAAAGAUGUCUGCAGCGGGAACCUACUCCUGGAUGGCUCCAGAGGUCAUCAAGUCCUCGCUCUUCUCCAAAGGCAGCGACGUCUGGAGUUAUGGCGUCUUGCUUUGGGAGCUGUUGACCGGGGAGGUGCCGUACCGGGGGAUCGAUGGCCUGGCUGUGGCUUACGGUGUGGCGGUGAAUAAGUUAACUCUGCCCAUCCCCUCCACCUGUCCUGAGCCUUUUGCCAAACUCAUGGAAGAGUGCUGGGACCAGGAUCCCCACGUGCGGCCCUCCUUCUCCUGCAUCCUGGAGCAACUCUCCGCCAUCGAGGAGGCGGUGAUGGCCACCAUGCCGCAGGACUCCUUCCACAGCAUGCAGGACGACUGGCGCGUGGAGAUCCAGGAGAUGUUUGACGAGCUCAGGACCAAAGAGAAGGAACUGCGUUCCCGAGAGGAGGAGCUGACGCGAGCCGCCCUGCAGCAGAAGUCUCAGGAGGAGCUGCUGAAGCGGCGGGAGCAGCAGCUGGCGGAGCGGGAGAUCAACGUGCUGGAGAGGGAGCUCAACAUCCUCAUCUUCCAGCUGAACAGAGACAAGCCCAACGUGAAGAAGAGGAAGGGCAAGUUCAAGCGGUCCCGGCUGAAGCUGAAGGAUGGGAACCGCAUCAGCCUGCCUUCAGACUUCCAGCACAAGAUCACGGUUCAGGCGUCUCCCUCCAUGGACAAGAGGCGGAGCCUCCACAGCACCUCCUCCUCUCCCCCCAGCAGCCCCACGCUCAUCCCGCGCCUUCGGGCCAUUCAGCUCACUCAGGACGAGAGCAACCGCACCUGGGGUCGCAGCGCCCUCUUCAAGCCGGAAGAGUUCGACGACGCGAAAAAGGGGAUCAAGAAGAAAGGAAGAACCUGGGGCCCCAGCUCGGUCCAGAGCAAAGAGCGGCCCGCCGCCGCCGAGAGAGUUCGUCCUCUGUCCGACGGCAGCAACCCCUGGUCCACCAGCCUCCUGAAGUCCCAGAAGUCGUUCCCGCUCGAUGCUCUGUUCGCAGGAGCAGGCAAGGACGAGGCGUUCCCGCUGGAAUGUCCCGACAGCAGCUCCAAACCAAAGCAGCUCAAGUUCCCCAACCAGGUGUACAUCGAUCUACCUCUGUGCAGGGACGAGCCGCCGCCUCAAAGCGCCGCCGCCAACGGUGGAGAUCCCGGAGCCGCGACGGCAAAUCCCGGCGGCCCGCCCGAGACCUCCGACGACCCCUGCACCACGACCUCCACCUCCUCCGCCUCCACCACGCCGCAGCUCACCCCCACCAACAGCCUGAAAAGGGCGUCCGCUCGCCGUAAGACAGACGCUGCGCUGUACGGCUGCGGCUCGCUGCUAGCGUCCCUCGUGCUCGGCUACGACAUCAGGGACGCCCUGAAGAACUGCGAGGACAGCGAGCCGCUGAGAGAGGAGAAGAAGAAGAAGGAGGGGCUCUUUCAACGCGCCACUCGCUUCCGCCGCAGCACCUCGCCGCCGAGCGGCCGGGCCCGGAAGGAGGACGCGUCCAACGGCACCGCCGCCCAACCCAUCAAUCUCAUCUCCAUGUCGGCCAUCGUGGAAUACAACUCCUCCAAGUGCCUCCUUCAGUCGGGGGCGGAGCCAGAGGCCAAGACGGAGCAAGCGGAAGCGGGCAGAGCCAGCACGGAGAGUCCUGCUGUUAGCAAGAACGCCGCGGCGCAAACACAAACGCCUGAACAGAACAACCACAACCCGGGAACCCGACUGCGCAGGAAGAAGUACACCAACCACCAGGCCAACGGCCCCCCCUCCCUGCCUCCCGCCGCCCCGCAGAAGGAGGAAAAGCCCCCGGCGGAGGAGGUGGUGCUGCGGCCGCGGCCCGUCUCGUUCCGGGCCAAACCGCACACCUGGGCCCUGCUGCGAGGGCGCAACAAGAGCUACUCCCUGGGCCACUACACCGGCGAGAAGACGGCCCACGACCUGAGCGUGGUGCUGUCCUCGGGGGGGGGCUGCUCCCUGCUGGACAUGGACACGGAGAGCCAGAAACGGGACUGCACCGUGCCGCUCUGCCGCAUCCAGAGCUCCCCCGCGCGGCCCUCCGUCUUCGAGCUGGAGAAGGAGUUCCUGUCCUGAGCGGAACAUUCCGGAUCAUACUUGACCGCCGCUGCAGCCCCGCCCCCAACACGAAACCUUCAGCUUUUUAUUUAUAUAUCUAUUUUUAUAGGUAAUUUAAUAUGAAGAGACUUCUCCUCCUUCGCUGUAGCAUUCCAUGUCAGAUUCCCGGCAGCGUUCCCGCUCUUAGAUCCUUUUAUUAUGUUGGGGCUUGUUCCAGAAAAACUGAAAAAAAAGAUUUAAAAAAAAAAGGAACAACGUUUGUAAAUAUUUCUCUUUGUACGACUGUUUCACGCCUGUUUCUAACAGACCGGUUACAAGAGGGAUCAGAAAGCCCCUUUUUACUGAAUCUUUCUACUAUUUUUGUAACGGUGCAGUUUUGUUUGUAUUUAUAUCGAUGUUUUUUGGAAUAUUCCACAAAAACCUGCAUCUUCAUCCUCCUCACUGUGAAACCGUCUCCAAUCAUGGAUCGUUUUUAGUCUUAAUGCACAUCAGAAUCUCUGUUACACUGAACUGGUUUGACUUUUAUUUCUACAUCCAGAAACAAUCAGGAGAUGGUUUAGUUUCUUUUUUUAUUUACAAAUGUCCUCAGGAUCCCAAAGUUCUCAAUUUAAUAACUCUUCGGAUCUCUUCCUGAAGUCAUGAAUUUGUAGAAUCUGUAAGUAUCUGUUUUUUUCUGUCCAGUUUCCACUGUGAUAAAGCUGCUGAAGUUCCACAUUCGCAGAUGACAUUCCACUGCGCUGAGCGGCGGCCUGCACUCACUAUUUAUGCAAGCAGACGGCAGCGCCGCUCAGUCGGGUUCUUUUGACCAAAUUCCUCACAAAAAAAAAAAAAACUUGUACCCAGGACCAAAACCACUAAAUGAGCCUAAAAACUUCCUGUUUCUCCGUAAAGCUUCCUGUUUGACUGAAAGCUGCUCACAGUAUUGGGUUCCUUCACGCCGACCGAUCAAAAGUGUCAAACUCACCAGCAUUCUCAAUAAAAGUCUGAAUCGC
Messenger RNA from Oryzias melastigma (Indian medaka), 4910 nucleotides. RefSeq names its product mitogen-activated protein kinase kinase kinase 21 (gene map3k21). Gene Ontology annotation, biological process: protein phosphorylation. Gene Ontology annotation, molecular function: ATP binding; JUN kinase kinase kinase activity; protein binding. The coding region runs from base 955 to 3936 and encodes 993 amino acids. The record is from RefSeq and is a predicted model, not a curated record. Lineage: Eukaryota; Metazoa; Chordata; Actinopteri; Beloniformes; Adrianichthyidae. The transcript has 10 exons.